Pseudogymnoascus verrucosus is the source of this 536-nucleotide messenger RNA. RefSeq lists its product as uncharacterized. Lineage: Eukaryota; Fungi; Ascomycota; Leotiomycetes; Thelebolales; Thelebolaceae. The coding region runs from base 72 to 536 and encodes 154 amino acids. The record is from RefSeq and is a predicted model, not a curated record. The transcript has a single exon.
AGGUAAUCGUAAUUAAGACCACAGCAACUAUAUUCCAGCCUCGAGCCCUUCAAUCCACUUCGCCCAACACAAUGGCUGUCCAACUCUCCCUCCCAUCCCUCACCCCCCGCGAAGCCGUCGCCGACGCCCUCCACCGCUGCAUCCUCGGCAUCGACACCAACAACCGCGACGUUUUUGAGUCGGCAUGCCUAAAAGGCGAGGACAUGAUUAUAACCCUUGGCCCCGCCACUUUCUCAGGCUGGGCCGCGAUCAACGAGUUAUUUGUCAAUGUCUUCAAACUGAUUACUACGCAUAUUGCGAGUAAUAUCCGUGUUGAACUUGAGGACGGCGCGGAUACGGCGAAUUUGACUGCGCAUGUGAUAUCGUAUCAUGUGAAGCCGGAGGAUGCGGUUAAGGUGGAGGAUACGUCGUAUACGGCGGGGACCUUGUAUGAUAUUGAUCUUGUUAGGGAUGGGGGGGAUGGGUUGUGGAAGAUUAAGAGGUGGGACCUGAAGAUUCAGUGGACUACGGGUGAUAAAGCUGUUCUCCAUGGGUAG